Molecule: messenger RNA, 2466 nt
Organism: Chiloscyllium plagiosum (whitespotted bambooshark)
Lineage: Eukaryota; Metazoa; Chordata; Chondrichthyes; Orectolobiformes; Hemiscylliidae
Biological process (GO): regulation of transcription by RNA polymerase II
Cellular component (GO): nucleus
Molecular function (GO): DNA-binding transcription activator activity, RNA polymerase II-specific; RNA polymerase II cis-regulatory region sequence-specific DNA binding
Source: RefSeq, a predicted model, not a curated record
AAUGGAUGACAUGUUUGUAGGUGUGGCUUUACGUUCACCGAACAGUGGCACUUUAAAGUUGACAGGUUCUACUCAUGUCCUCGGUCACGCAUGUGGUCACAGGCGCUCAGGCGAGGGGUCAGAUAAAGUCAGAGAGUUAAAGAAAUAUUGAAAAUCUGUCCAUCAUAGUCAGAAAGAAACUCACAACCUCUCCAAGUUCCCUUCCCCUACUGACAUUGAGCCUCGGAAGGAAGAGACCAGUGCUAACUAGAAUGUCAUGAAAAAUCAAACAGCUUCCAUGAAGAACCCCAAGUGGAUUCACAGACAGAUUUCAUAGCUGUUCCUGUGUGACUUAAGAGGGGAAAAGCGAGGAUGGUAAUGAUGGAGACCAUCUGCAGAUACUAUUAGUUAACUCCGACCUCUCCACCAGUAACAUCUGCGAUUCUGACCUAACUGGAGGCCCUUGACUAAGCUGAGAAAAUCCCUUACAUUUGAGUGAAAUCACUGUUAAAACAGGAGAAAGCAUGGCCAGGGAAGGGAAGAGCAAGCCCACUUGGGGGAAGCGCAGCUUGGAGCGUCUGCAGUCCCACGGUUUAAGGAAAAUCUGUAAUGUUUGACUUUGUAACUAUUUCUUUUUUUCUCUUUUAUACUGAGAACACUGCAGUGCUGAAAAUUUUCACUGAUUUAUUUAUUUUUCACCUUCUGUAACUUAAGAGUUUUCUUUCUGGGUGCAUUGUCACUGAGAUGCCGCUAUGCGUAGGGAUAUUGCUCACUUCUCCCUGUCUCAUGUGACCUGCAUCUGAGAACACGUGACAACAAACCCGCCCAUCCGAAACAACGUUCUGUCUUCAGCGAGCCUCCCACUGGCCCCGCAAUUCACUCACACAGAGAGGGUGGUGCUCGAACCCACCCACAUUUCCUGAUUGGCCAACAUUCCCGCCGCGCUUUCCCUGCUUGGAGGACCAGUAGCCCCAGCUCGGUCCUCCAGUCCCGCCCCUUGCGUGUCACUGGCCGUGUGACGUAAUCCGUUAAGCGGGACGAAUACUGCAGCAUGCGCACAGUUAAAGGAGGUUGUGAGAAUGCGCGCUAUGUUCGGAAAGAAAUUUUGCGUCGGCGUGUUGUUUUUCUCAGAUUAUUUAACAAUUUGAGAACUGAAUCAAAAGCGAGAGACAGAGCAGCCAGACCAGAAGUUUCCAAAAUACUCUGCACCUCCUUAGAGGAUUUUCAUCCAAUAGUUAUAAGAACAUGGGUGCUGGUCGACUCCAUUGAGGUUCAUAGUGACGCCAUUCAGAGCAAGUGUUGGUUGCCCGAGGAAUUCUGUCUCAUAUUGGUUCGAGAAUCUUUUCACUGUGUCACAUCAGUAAAUGUCCCCGAGAGCAUCAGAGUCAAUCUCCCAGAGCUGUCAGACGAUAGGAAGCUAAAGUAGUCCCUCACGCUGCUCAUGGGUACCUUUACAUUUCCAAAGCCUACCGAUCCAAUCACUGUGGCUUUGGAGAAUGGCAAGGAAACAAAACAACAAAACACAGUCACCAGCUUUGUAGAUCUUAGAAACACUUUGGCAAGCGGAAUCAGAGUGCAAUGAAGGGUACAUUGUCCAACUGAGCAGAGACAGUAAAGGCACCUUCCCCUUCUUUCAGGGGAACUCUGAAUAUUCUCGGGGAUUUUGCUGUUAUCACUGUCAGUAAGAAUAAAUCCAGAUUCCCUGACCAGGAAUCCAACCUGUACCACAGCGGUGAAAGUGGUGAAUCCUAUCAGGUAUAAAGGCGGAGCAUUUCCAUUGUUUCUUAAUGACACAGCUUUUGGCUCUUUUUUUUAUUCAUUGGAGAUAGGUUUUUUCUCGAAGCACUGAGAUGCAGAGCCAGUAGAGUGCAAUCUGAGAGAGAAAGAGUCUCAUGCAUUAGAAACUGCAAUGUAAUAGAUGAUUGGAUAGUCUGUGUAUGAAAACCAAGACGUAACUAAACAGAGGUGAGGGGAUCAUGUGCAAAAAGAUGGGAGAAUGCAAAGCCGAAUCAGACAGUGCCAAAAGUGAUAUAAACAUAGAUCUUUCCUGGUAGCCUAGUCAUUAUGAUUCAGUGCUUAUAAUGCAAUCACCUGUUAAUAGUUACCAUUUACAGUAAUCAAUACGAAAUUCUACUUGAUCUUUGGCAGCAGUAUGAUUCCAUGGACCAGUCAGAACAACUUCCCUGCCUGCUGCAGUUCCACAUCAGCAAUAUCAGCAGCAAUUACCUGACGUGCAAUUGGUUUAAAACAAGAACAGAGCAGACAUCAGUUAAAGGGAAGGACAAUGAUGGUUUGUGAGGGUGACUGGGGCCUAGUGGAGCCAGGGUCACUGUGAGUGCUGCCGACCAGUUUUCCUGGUUAUCCAGUUAGACAGAUCACUCCGGAUCAAUUAAUCACAAUGACUCUCCUUUAAUGGGUGGAAUAGUGGCUCAGUGGUUAGCACUGCUUACCUCACAGCACCAGGGACCCGCAUUCAAUUCCCGCCUC